GAGAGGGCAAUUGAAAUGAACAUCGCUUCACUGGUACGUGAGAAGCGGCGGAGGAGAAGGAGCAGCAACCGCGGACUGGUUCCUCGGGAGUCGGAUCCUUCCUCGCAAUCACCGCCCCUCGCUAUACCCCUCCGACGAGCAGGGCUGAGCCGAGAAGGAAGCACACCUCCACUGAACAAGGAGUACCACCCUGGUCGGUCUUCACGAAGGAAGAGCAUACCUGGAGGGAAACAACUGAGCAUGGAUGCAGUGGCUUCUGCCCCCUUCCGGCCAUCACAGGGAUUUCUGAGCCGCAGGCUCAAAGGUUCUAUAAAGCGAACUAAGAGUCAGCCCAAACUGGAUCGAACCAGCAGCUUCCGGCAUAUUCUGCCCCGAUUCCGGAGUGCAGACCAUGACAGAACCCGUCUGAUGCAGAGCUUUAAGGAGUCACACUCCCAUGAGUCGUUGCUGAGCCCCAGUAGCGCAGCAGAAGCACUGGAGCUCAGCAUCGAUGAGGAUGCUAUCAUCAAACCAGUGCACAGCAGCAUUCUGGGUCAAGAGUUCUGCUUUGAGGUGACUACACCAUCUGGCACAAAAUGCUUUGCCUGUAGGUCAGGGGCUGAACGAGACAAGUGGAUUGAGAAUUUACAGCGGGCAGUGAAGCCAAACAAGGACAACAGCCGACGUGUCGACAAUGUCUUGAAGCUCUGGAUUAUCGAGGGCAAAGAUCUGCCGCCCAAGAAGCGCUAUUACUGUGAGCUCUGCCUGGAUGAGAUGCUGUAUGCCCGGACAACAAGCAAGGUGAAGACAGACAAUGUCUUCUGGGGAGAACACUUUGAGUUCAACAAUCUGCCAGCCGUGCGCAAUAUCCGGAUCCACCUGUACAAGGAUACAGACAAGAAGAAGAAGAAGGACAAGAGCAACUAUGUGGGGUUGGUCAACAUCCCCAUCAGUAGUGUGGCCGGUCGCCAAUUUGUGGAGCAGUGGUACCCAGUCAGCCAGCCCAGUUCCAGCCGGGGAAAGGCAGGUGGUCCCACCAUCCGUAUCAAGUCCCGCUACCAGAGCAUGAACAUUCUGCCUAUGGAGCUGUACAAGGAGUUUGCUGAGUAUGUCACCAACAACUACAAAAUGCUAUGCGCGGUGCUGGAACCUGUUCUGGGUGUCAAGAACAAAGAGGAGGUGGCAUGUGCAUUGGUGCACAUCCUGCAGAGCACGGGCAAGGCAAAGGACUUCCUCUCUGAUAUGGCGAUGACGGAGGUUGACCGUUUUGUCGACCGUGAGCAUUUAAUAUUUCGUGAGAAUACGCUGGCAACCAAGGCGAUUGAAGAAUACUUAAAGUUGAUUGGUCAGAAAUACCUCAAGGACGCAAUUGGUAGGUUGGUGUACGUGACCGCUACACUCACUGCUACCGACACUCCAUUAACACAGGGUGAGUUUAUCCGAGCACUCUACGAAUCUGAAGAGAACUGCGAGGUAGACCCAGCCAAGUGCACCUUUUCCACUUUGGCUGAUCACCAGGCUAACCUGAGGAUGUGCUGCGAACUGGCACUUUGCAAGAUCGUCAACUCACAUUGUGUCUUUCCUCGUGAGCUGAAGGAAGUCUUCGCUUCGUGGAGGCAUCGCUGUGCCGAGCGUGGCAGGGAAGACAUUGCUGACCGUCUAAUCAGUGCUUCCUUGUUCCUCCGCUUUCUCUGCCCUGCCAUCAUGUCACCCAGCCUUUUCAACUUGAUGCAGGAGUAUCCAGAUGAUCGCACCUCCCGAACUUUGACCCUUAUAGCGAAAGUCAUUCAAAACCUGGCCAACUUCACCAAGUUUGGCAGCAAGGAGGACUACAUGUCAUUCAUGAAUGAGUUUCUGGAGCUGGAAUGGGGUAGCAUGCAGCAAUUUCUGAUGGAGAUCUCCAAUCCAGACACAGUUACCAAUGCAGCUAGCUUUGAGGGCUACAUCGACUUGGGCAGAGAGCUCUCCACCCUGCACUCCCUCCUGUGGGAGGUGCUGCCUCAGCUCAGCAAGGAAGCUGUGCUGAAACUGGGUCCGCUCCCCCGUCUCCUCAAUGACAUAAGUGGAGCAUUGAGAAAUCCAUCGCAUGUACAGCGACAAUCCAGCCACAUAGCAGAACGUUACACUUCUGGACCCAGUAUUAACCGUGGUGUUUCAUCUGACCUUCAGAAGUACACGGUUAAAGAUCUGAACAGCUCAAUCGAUAUGACCAGGCUUCCUUCUCCGACCAAGGAAAAAGGAAAGGAUGUCUUUUACGUGACAAGGCCUCCUCUUGCACGGUCCUCCCCAGCAUACUGCACAAGCAGCUCUGAUAUCACAGAACCUGAUCCUAAAAUGAUGACUACGAACAAGAGCAUCUCCAUGAUGGAUCUGCAGGACAGCAGGAGUAUGAACAGCAUAAGCAACCUCCAGACUGUUGGAGACAUGCUAAACAGCAGUCAAGCAUCGAUUGGAACUACAGUAGGCCUCAGACCCAGCCGGCUAUCACAGGGUAGUGGAUCGAGCGUGUCAGGAGGCCUGCGGUUGGGACAAAUGGGCAUUACCACAGACGGAUUACAUGGACAGCUGAGAGUCCCUUUGUCCUUUCAGAAUCCCCUGUUCAACAUGACCUCUGAUGGGCCUGCCUCACUACGGACUCCCGCCGAGCCUGGUGCUGGCCUCUUGGGUUACCAUGGUUACAGCAAGAGCGAGGACUUAUCUGCAAACAAGCAGAUCUUCCAUAGCCACAGCUACAGUGAUGAGUUUGCCCGGCAGAACAGUGAAUUCAGCCGCCGGCAGCUUUCACUUACUGAUAACCUCCAACAUAUGCUGUCAGCAGCUCCAGCUAACAUUGGCCCCCAAAGGAGGAUAGACCAGCCACCACCUGCCCCUCCACCUCUAGUCAGAGGGAAAACGCAGCAGCUUACGGUUAGUGCAGCCCAGAGACCUCGGCCACCCAGUGCUAACUUGUUGCAAUCGCCUGCUGAGCCAACACAUGGACCCAAGGUGCGGCAGCAGUCAAUUAUGGCCAAAGCAGACACCCCAGCUCCAAAAUCAGGCAUCACCAAACAGGCUUCCCACUCACCCUCAACUCUUCACCCAGUCACCCCUUCAGAGCGCACGGUUGCCUGGGUGACCAACAUGACACACCUUUCUGCGGACAUCGAAAGCUCACACCUAGAGCGGGAAGAGUACAAAUUACGGGAAUACUCCAAGUCGAUGGAUGAGAGCAGGCUGGACAAGGGGCAACAGACACAAUACGAGGAAGAGAUUCUUUCCCUGAAAGAACGACUGCAGAUGUCAAACCGUAAGCUAGAGGAGUAUGAGCGGCGGUUGAUGUCACAGGAGGAGCAGACAGGGAAAAUUCUGCGAGAGUACCAAACACGCCUGGAUGAAAGCGAGAAUCGUUUGCGUCGGCAACAAGAGGAGAAGGACAACCAGAUCAAAGGCAUUAUCAACAGGCUAAUGGUGGUGGAAGACGAGUUGAGGAAAGACCACGCCAACAUGCAGGAGGCCAUUGAUGCCAAGCAACGGAUAAUCGACGUUCAGGAAAGGCAGCUCUCGACGAUGGGGGCCACCAAUUCCCGACUGAUGAGCACCCUGACUCACAUGAAAGAUCGGUGCAGUGAAACCCAGCUGAACGGCGUGACAUCAUCGCACCCUCCCCCCCGCCUGCAGAUCACCGAAAAUGGCGAAUUCCGUAACGCCAGUGGCCACUGACGCAAGGGGAAAGGAGGCGGUGGGGUGGGUGGGUGGGAAGGAAGCCAGGUCAGAUGCAAAUCAUCUUCCCUGCUCAUCAUGCUUUCCUUUCAUCUCUCUCUUUCACCUCUCCCUGCCCUUACUUCUCCCCAUAAAGUGCAAGCCUGUGGUGGGAUAGAACUGGCAAAAGUGGAGUGGAAACCAAUUAUAACUAUUAACAAUUAUUUUAUACCCUCUCAUCAUUCACGCACGAACACUCCCAAGUCCCCUGGCUGUGGAUAAUGCCCAGGUCUUGAUGCACUUAAAAGUGGUAUAUUUUUCAUUGCACUUUUCUACCUGUGCCAUGUUUAAAUGGCCUAUUGUAUGAGAAAGACAAGAAAAACAUUUCAGAUAUUAUAUAUAAUAUAUAAAUAAAUAUAACAAUGUACAGUGCACACACAUCUCCAUGGUUACCUGGAGAUUAGGUUCGUCUGAAACCUUCAUUGAUAGGGCUGUUAAUUUCUUUCCUGGCUAACAUGUACUGUAGUGAACAUCAGAUAGCAAGAAGUCAUUACAAAUUUUGAAGUUUUGGUCCGGUUUACCGGAAAGGGAGUGUGUGCUGUCAUUGCCAUCUCCCCCAAUCACACUCUCCCCACCCAAGGCAUUUGUGUCAAUUAUUUUCAUGCCUAUGGGGGCAUGAAGUAAUCUGCCUUGUGAAAUUCACAUGUACCUCAAAUUUCUGUCGUAAUGGAACAAAUCGGACCUCGCUUGAUGGAUUGAGAUUAUACAGUGGGAUUCAAUUACACUUGUGCAUAACUGAUUAAUUUUAAAUUCCUUUAUUUCGCUUUUCUUAAAAAAAUUUAUACAGUGCCUUUCAUAACCACUUGACAUCUCACAGCACUUUUCAGCUUUUGCAAUGUCAUCCUGCUGUAAUGUACAAAAUACAACAACCAGUUUGUGUACAGCAAGCUCCCAAUAGUCAUGUGAUAAUGACCAACCAAUCUGUUUUGCAGUUAUUGUUUAAUAUUAUGAAGAUAUUUGGAUCUCUAACUUGUUGUGAUUCAACAUAUUGCUGUGAGAUCAUUUAUAUGCCAUGAAAGAGCAGAUAUUACCUUGGUUAAAUAUCACAUUAAAGGCAACACUCCUGACAGAACAAAACUCAGUAUUGCACUGGGAAAGUCAGGCUGGAUUAUGAGCGCAAAUCUUUGGAUUGGGACUUGAACCCAUAACCUUCUAAAUCAGAGGAGUGCUACUAAGCUAUGGCUAACAUCAGCUUUUAGAUGUUAAAAUUUCCAGUCUUCAGUAAAACAGUUGAUGGAGGAGUCUUGGCUGACAACUUUGUUCUAGUAAAUAUAUUUUUCACACAAUUUCAUUGACAA
Molecule: messenger RNA, 5015 nt
Organism: Chiloscyllium plagiosum (whitespotted bambooshark)
Lineage: Eukaryota; Metazoa; Chordata; Chondrichthyes; Orectolobiformes; Hemiscylliidae
Source: RefSeq, a predicted model, not a curated record